ACAAUACACACGAUUUGGUCCGUACGACAGCAAACAUCGUUUUUUCACCUAAAUUUUAACCUGCUGUACUGUACACGUAAGAAAAUACAGUGCAUUUGAUACAGUCCUUUCAAUAUUAGCCGAAAAGAGAAGAAUUUUGGGUGCUAUUUGUGCUGUGAAGUGCUUUUCUGUUAUAUCCUGUGACGCCGUGUCAUAAUAUUCGCAAUCGUCAUACACGGGUAGAAACAGAACAGGGCCGAAAAAAGCUUGCACGCCAGCGAGAUCAACAAAUCUCCGAAUUUAUAAUUAACAGUAGUCGCGAAAGAAUUUUCGACUAGAGACCUUUGAUACCGUUGCUCCUACAAAAAUACUACCUGGAAGAUUUUUGCAUAUUGACAGGGCUGAUACAGAGAAAAAAACUUGGUCCCGUGGUUUAUUUAGCGAAACUACGUUCUGAUUAUUAAGAUAUUCAGCGGAUUUGCCAUCCUAAGCGGAAGGAUUACAUUUUUUAAAGAGCGAAAAAUUGACGAAUUUCCAAAUUGUGAAGGCAGAUUGCGCUCAGCUGAUUGCUCCUGGUGGACACGAUUCGUGGAACAAUAAAAAGGUGCGCGCACACUGUUUGGAGGUGGGAAGAGGUGUUUGGUUGACAACCAGCCGCGACAGUCGGUAGGAGGAAGUGAGUGGCCAAUGUUGAUACUGGUGUGAGAAAAGCAGACCACAGUCGAAAAGCUUACGAGAUGGGUGCGUUUCUGGAGAAACCGAUGACAGCGAAACACAACGAACAUGGUGAAGGGAACGGUUUACGGUACGGUGUCGGUUCAAUGCAAGGAUGGCGAUGCGAAAUGGAAGAUGCACAUUAUUCAAAAACGGGACUAGGUGAAGGUUUAGACGAUUGGAACUAUUUCGCGGUUUUCGAUGGACAUGCUGGUCACAAAGUUGCUGAUCAUUGUGCCAAAAACUUGCUACAGUCUAUUAUCCGAACACAAGAAUUUAGCAAUAACGAUAUCACCAGAGGCAUACAUGCUGGCUUCCUUAAACUGGACGAAACGAUGCGAGACAUACCGGAGCUAGCCUCUGGAGCAGACAAGUCCGGCACAACUGCUGUCUGUGCUUUUAUCUCGGGACAAAGCGUCUACGUUGCUAAUUGCGGUGAUUCGCGAGCUGUUCUCUGUCGUAAUAGCGCACCUAUUUUUUCGACUCAAGACCACAAACCUAUACUGCCAGGAGAAAAACAGCGCAUUGUGAAUGCUGGUGGUUCGGUAAUGAUUCAAAGGGUAAACGGCAGCCUGGCUGUUUCCCGAGCACUUGGAGAUUACGAUUUUAAAAGUGCCCAGGGUAUAGAUCCGUGCAAGCAGCUGGUUUCGCCAGAGCCUGAAAUAUUCUGUCUAGAUCGGGACCCAACCGAUGAAUUUUUGGUGCUUGCCUGCGAUGGUGUGUGGGAUGUUAUGAGCAAUGCCAAUCUCUGCCAGUUUAUACACAGUCGAAUGCAAAUUUCGGACAACUUGGAAGACAUAACAAACCAGGUUAUCGACACCUGUCUGCACAAGGGAAGCCGUGACAAUAUGAGCAUAAUUAUCAUUGCAUUCCCGGGUGCCCCUGGGGUGAGUGAAGAUGCUUUGAAAAAGGAGGAAAAACUAGAAGCAGCAUUGCGUACAAAGAUCGAAGAGAUUAUCACCGAAAUGGGCCCAAACGUAGAGUACGGAUUACUGCUGAAACAACUCAGCGAACAACACAUUCCGGAUUUGCCACCUGGCGGUGGACUAGACGCCAAAUGUUCAUACGUGUCAAAGGUAUUCAAAGAGCUCUGCCCUAAGCUGGCAGAUACCUCCGAGGUCGGCUGCUAUUGAGACAACGGUUUGCUGUGGGAGACACGCGCCCGUGCUGAAGCGCGGCUGGUCAGGUUGCGACGCGAACAACAGACCGGGCAUGCAUCACCUGGCAUGGAGCACGAAGAGUUUUUAACGGAAAUAACUGAAAACCACAUUCAUGUAUAGAAGAAACAGAAGCGAGCAAUCGCGAACUUUUUUGCGCGAGCGUGAGAGUAUGAAAGUAUGCGAAACAGAUAAAGAGAGACAAACAGAAAAAUGGUGAAAAAAAUAACCGAGAAAUCAUGAGGUACAUAUUAUAAACAAUAUUACAUGCAUAAUCAAAUUUUUAGAUUGGUCGUACGUUUAUUUUUUUUUUUUACUUUUUUGGAAGAGUGACUCAUUAGAAUAACUGUAAAAAAAAGUUUACUAUAGCUAACAACCAGAGAUAGCAUAACAAAAUGAAGAAAAGGAAUAUAUGACAGUCAUCCAAAGUUUUAAGACAUUUAUUCGAUGAAUUGUUGGACGAUAUAGUUAUAAGAUGGUUGACUGGCUCUGAGAAAGUGUUCGAUAAUUUGUUUACUCAAUAGUUGGUAUACAUAAAUUUUGUUGUCAUCAAUAAUUUACCUUCAGCGUUAAUGUAAACAAUGUAUUGGGAAUUGGUAAUUCUGGUUUAGUGGCUAAUAAAAGCUGCAAAUUUCAGCCAUUUUAAUUUGUUUAUUUAUUUGUACAUCAACAGGCCUUGUGGCCCAAAUGAUAAUUUAACCUAAAAACUACGCGCUAUUGAAAAAAAGCGAUUUUUCAGCACGUUACGGCUGACGUCAAAUUCGAAGCUGGUGUAAAAGCGGUUAAAAUGGCGUUGGAGACCGGUAAUCGUGCUGAAGCUGCUGUAGUUAGUCCGUCGAUUCGGCACGUGUAAAAAGUGGCUAUUGCGUAAUGUACGACUCCGGACGUGAAUAUCAAGGUUUUGCAAUAUAUACGGGCAAUCCACCCGUGAGGUCAAUAAAUCGGAAACAAUUGUUGCUCUAUUUACAUCGCGACGAACAUGAAGGGGGUCUAGGUCGAUGAGCUUACAGCGUUGUUCGUAGCUUGGCAGCUGGAAAGGGUUAUUCCACGGAAGUUUCCGAAGAGCAAAACGAAUGAAUCUCCGCUGCACUGACUCGAUUCGGCUAACUCCAUUUUGAUAGUAUGGGCUCCAAACUGGAGCACAGUAUUCAAGGUUGGAGCGGACUAAUGCACAAUAAAGAGCUUUCAAGCAGUAAACAUCGUUGAAGUUCUUGCCGAUGCGCAUAAUGAAUCCGAGGUUUCUGCAGGCUUUGUCCACGAUGUACGCGAUGUGCUGUUUGAAUGUAAGUUUAGAGUCGAGCAGUAUCCCCAGAUCCUUGACGCAGUUUUCACGACGUAAUGGCGUAUUUGACAGCUUGUAGUCAAAAGCGAACGGGCUCAGCUUUCUGGAAAAUGUGAUGAAAAUGUGAGCCAGUUUAAUAGUUGCUCAUACCAGUCAAAUUUUUAUGGGAUGCCAUUUUGGACCAAAUCCAACACAGACUAAUUAACCCAAUGUUUGCACAUUGUUAUUUAGGCGACAAAAGCGAUUAGUUUACAUAUGUUCUUCAGGAAAAAUAUUCUUCGAAAUAAAUUUUUGACAUAGUCCUAAUUCAAUUUUGUCGUUUUUUUGGGAUUAGAUUUGUAUAGCAGACAAACAAGAAGCGAUUGGACCCAGAUAGGAUACAAGGAUGUAGAGGUCCAGAAAAACAUUACACAAACACAAGCAUUUUGCUAUUUUUCCCGGUUCGUGGAUAUGUUCUAUUAGCAUGAUAAAUGUCACUGUACCCUCCGUUACUCGCGCUAUUGCAUUUUGUACAGCGCCUGUGAAACGUUAACUUUGUCUCGGUAUAUAUCGGGAUAUUGGCAAUAAAAAAAAUUACUGUUUUCAGCAAAGUUGGUCCGCAGACCAAGAUCUGUCAAUCGGUGGACAAAGUUUCAUAAAUUUUUCACCACCACUUCUUAUUUGACCCUUAUUUAUCGACAAAGACUUUGCGGGCGGCUAUUAGAGUACAAGACAGUGCAGUAUGGCUUGACCAGGUCGAAAGAGAUUUGUAACUUCUGGCGACGAGUGGCCCAAUAUCAAUGGAGACGACUACUUGAAACUGCACGAGCAACUCCGGCUCUAUGCUGGUGACGACGAUGACUUUCUAACAUUCCCUGUAAAGACCCAAACAGAAUUCUGCGUCAACCCAUCCGUCAGCGUCAAUUUGACAAUAAACCCAUGGGAAAACUGUCAAAAUAACGCUGACGGGCGCUUUGACGCAGCAUUCCGUUUGGCGCUUAAAUCGUGAAUAGUAUGACACCAAGGCUCUUCAUUUCUUCAUUUCUUUCACAAUUAGUAUCGCAUUAAACUGUAGGAAUUCGGAAAAAAUUGGACACACAAAACAAGUUGUAUUUUUUCCUGUUUUAACCACAAUUUCUCCAAUUCAAGUUCACAAUGUUGUCUCAUAAUGUUCCCAAAAAAUUCCGAUAGAACGAAGUUCCGGAGUAUCUAGAGGGUUAUGCUCUUUAGCUAUGUACGAAGACAACAUUGGUGUUUUUGACCCAGCCGAAGAUACAGUCUGAGUUUGUUAAUUCAGUCACGACUUUACUCCAACUAGCGAAUCGGGUUGUUCGCUAAUUGAACCGAUUUACAGUUGAUAGCGGUUUCGAAACGAUAGAAUUUUGCCAUUUAAGUGCUUUGCAGUUUAGUUAGAACAUGACCCAACUGACGAACAGCCCAAUUAACGAGCUCGUGAGAUAUCAAUAAGACUAAAAACCGCUUUUGGAGCCAUUCGUCUUAAUAGAUUUUUCCGUUGACAGUCCUUGCUGUGAAAAACGGUUGACUCAUUUUGUCACAUCCGCAGAUCGCUUACCAAAAUUCCUUCGUACACUCUCAGGAACAACUUAGAGGUGGUAACAUUGUAUUCCUGUCCCGGCAUUUGUCUGGUGUCGGCAUUGAUGAACGUUUCAUCAUCCAUCAAAAUGCAGAACGGUUUUGUGAACCACUUUCCUGUACAGUGUGCUUGUGCGAGUUUUGGUCACCGUGGUCUGUUUAUCAUUCCGGUUCGGUAUUAUUAUUAGGAAAAACCAUCAGGAGUAAACAAAAUCGAACCUAAUUAUACAUACAUAUGUAAACUAAGAACCUCAAGAGCCAGAACAAACAAUCCCAGAACUGCUUUCAGCUUUUUGUCCCUAAUAUAACCAUUGCGACGAUUCGGGUGAAUGGUGGGUCUCACUUUACAAGAACAUGCCAAUCGUAUCAUGGCACUCGUAAUUACUCGGGAUCAAAAAGCAGAAUGUCUCAAAAACUAGAAAAAAAUCUGGAUCUGUGUCAUCUUCGUUCGUACAACAUAUUUGGGUAAAUAUUUUCAUAAAUCGCUACAGAAAUAUCAGCCUCGUCAGAUUCAAAUAUACGUACCUAUAAUAGCAUCAUUACACAUUCACUCAAAGACAGGAUCAUAAAAAAACACUGCAUAUUGGAAAACAUUGGAGACAUGGUAUAGUAUCGACAAAAAAAAGAUGAAAGCAACUGAAAAGAUUAACAAUAUAAAGUUUUAUAAUCAUUCAUCUCCCAUACACUAGACAGAUCACUGAAAUGAUGAAUUCACGAACAAACGGAAAAAUACCUAAUCAGCCUACUUAAAAAAAUAAGAGCUUCACUUGGGUAACAAAAAUUCAAACCGAAAAACGUUCGAGAAUAAUGUGUAGGUUAUUUUACGUUUAGAUAUUUUUAAGCUUAAGUAGAUUCAAUUUUGGCAGUCCCAACGAAACGAGUGAUUUUUGACAGGCAAAUAUUAUAUUUUUUUGGUUUCCUGCGCACUAACCACUUGUCGAACGGUGGUACGAUCAAUUAGAAUGCCCAUACUGGAUUUUUUUUGACCAGAGAGACAAAAGUUAGUUGCAGUUUUUGCCAUAGUUGAUCGUAACUUGCGUGUAAACAAAUACGACUUACAUAUCUCAACAUUGGUUACUAGCAAGGUUUAAUAUAGCCGUUGGUCUACAUACAUACGUAGCUAACUGAGCCCAAUUUCCACAAUUGAGUUAUGUGAUCUGGUUAAGUGUAAAUGGAUCUUCAAGAAUGAUUAUUUUCAGGAAUGAUGUGUUAUUUGUUCCAUUGUAAUUACAUACCACCUAUAUAGGUUUAACAUCGAUUUACUUAACUUUGGAUUACAUACAAACACAUUUAGAUGCGCCCAUACGUGGUGAACACUAAACGGAAUACUGGUUAUAGUAAGGAAAAAUAGAAAUUAAAAAACGAGAUGAAUGCCUGACGCUUGAGAAUAUCUUCAACACUCCAUAGCGUAAGUUUAAUUUAUGUCGCCCAUAUAAAUUAUUGGAAAGAGUAGAUCACGGCAACGAAUAGAACACUGAGCCGUUGCAAGAACAAUAGGUAUACAAUGUUAAACUAUUGGCCAUACUUACGGCAAAGAAACAGAUAGACGGUUCGAUGGGGGUGAAUAUAUUGAACCAUUUCCAGUAUCGAACAAAUGCCACAUAAGAUGGUCAUGGUAUUUAUUAAGGGCAACCCAAAACAAACCUGUAAAUGGACAAGCUGAACAAAUAG
This is a messenger RNA of Sabethes cyaneus, 6375 nucleotides long. RefSeq names its product protein phosphatase 1B (gene alph). Lineage: Eukaryota; Metazoa; Arthropoda; Insecta; Diptera; Culicidae. Gene Ontology annotation, biological process: protein dephosphorylation; negative regulation of stress-activated MAPK cascade. The record is from RefSeq and is a predicted model, not a curated record. The transcript is spliced from 2 exons. Gene Ontology annotation, molecular function: protein serine/threonine phosphatase activity; manganese ion binding; magnesium ion binding. Bases 717 to 1826 code for a protein of 369 amino acids. Gene Ontology annotation, cellular component: nucleus; cytosol.